GGUUCGGUCGCGCAGUUUUCCGCACACCACUGAAAGAGACGGCGUCGUCAGAAGGCAAGGUCCCUUUCAAAAUUUUCCUCUGGCGAUUAAGUAUCAGGAAAGUUGGUGGCAAGACAUCCCUGUCAGAAGCACUCGCUGGCAGACAAGCCACUUCUGACUGAGUGAGAAAGUGAGUUUUAUUAAGAAGACUGGAUACCCCAUUGGGUAUACCGUAAUAGAGAAAGAGAGCUGGAUUGUUUGAUUUGUCACCAUGAGGGAGUUGCGAGUGGAGGAUGCUCUCCUAUACCUGGACCAGGUCAAAGUGGAGUUCGGGGACCGUCCACACAUCUACAACGAGUUCCUCGAUAUCAUGAAAACGUUCAAGACACAACAGAUUGACACUCCUGGGGUUAUUCGCCGAGUCUCCAAUCUUUUUCAAGGCAACAAAAAGCUUGUCCUUGGAUUCAACACAUUCCUUCCCGAGGGGUACAAGAUCGAACUGCCAAUGGAUGGAGAAGGUCCUCCCGUAGCAGUCUUUAAUGGAAGAGCCAUGUCACUCGGUGGCCCACUACCCCCACCAGUAGCGGCUGCUCCACAACCACUGCCCAGAGCUGAAGCCCCGCCUGCCGCCGUGGCUCAUGCAGUAGCGGUAGCAGCUGCUGCCGCCGCACAAGCACCCGGUGUGGCGGCGCGUCCCGAAGCAGUAACGGGGCAAGGAAUCCACUUGGGGCCGGCAGCGGCGGCUGCUGCUGCCGCCGCUGCCAUGCGACAGCAUGCACAUGGGCCAACAGCAGCAGCAGCUGCCGCCGCCGCCAACUUGGCAGGACAGCAAUCGGGACCUCCCACCAUGUUGGGACAACCAAAAGCUCCUCCUGGUGUCGAUCAACCAGUGCCCUCUGUUGCGACGCCAGGUGGAUUUGGUCGCCCUCUGUUGGGCCAACAACAACAACAGCAACUGCCCCGUCCUGCUGCUUCUCCUGGACAGCAGCAGCAGCAACAACAACAACCCACUGUCAUGACGGAGAUGGCUAGGGCACAACAACAACAGCAGCAGCAGCAGCAACAACAACUAGCAGCACCAGGUGGACGUGGUGCUGGUCCAGGUCUUGGAGCAGCCGCAGUAGCAGCAUCCCCUGGGGCAGGAAGAGGCAUACCUGCAAGGCCAGCGGGAGGACUCAUGGGAGGACUAGCAUCCCCACAAGCUGAUGCACUCGAUGGUGGAACCAUUGCUGGACCGGGAAGAAUGGUGGCUGGCGUCCCUCAGCGCCCCUCUCCUGCUGGUCCUGUGGCUUUGCCUGGUCCCAUUGCUCCAGGUACAGGGAUGAUGCAGGGGGCUGUUCAAGCACCCAAUGCUCAGGCACCACAACAACAACCGCCGCAACCACAGCAGGCCCAACCAGGACAGCAACCGCCAUUGGAGUUUGAUCAUGCCAUCAACUAUGUGACAACAAUCAAAAAACGUUUCUCAAGUGAGCCUGAAACCUACAAGAAGUUCCUAGAAAUCCUGCACACCUACCAAAAGGAACAGCGAGGCAUCAAGGAGGUGCUAGAUGAAGUAUCGCUACUAUUUGCGGAUCAUCCGGAUCUAUUGAAGGAGUUCACGUACUUCCUCCCAGACGCUGUACAAGCGCAGGCAAAGCAACAGCUGGAAGCAGCUGCAAAAGAAUCAGAAGCACGCAAGGCUGCACGAUCCUCCAAAGAGGCCAUCAUGAAAGUCGCUCAAAAGAUGCAGCGACCUGCUGAGCAGCCUGUGUCACGGGCUCAACCUGUUGGGGCCAUGCCCCCACGAGCUCCAUCCUACUCCGCUCAGCCGACGCCUGUGCCGGCUCCCUUUGGGGCUUCCCAAGGCAGACUGGAAGAACGCGAAAGGGAGAUUAUCCGAAGUGCUCAUUACGGUGUUGUCUCGUUUGGACCGGUUCCGCCUCCCAGAAGAGGCGAGUUGAAUCCUAGCCAGGCAGCUGCCAAGAAAGGAAGACCUACCCAUAUCCCCGAGCUGCCAAGGCAUCCAAACACAUCGGAAAGUGCAUUCUUUCAGCGCGCCAAAGAGCAUUUGAACAGAAAGGAACUGGCACCCGACAAGCCCGCUGGGUCACGCCGUCACACUCCAUAUGCCGAGUUCCUGAAAUGCUUGCACCUCUUUGGCGCCGGAAUUGUGACAAAAGAGGAGCUUGUAUUGUUACUGAAGGGUCUCUUCAUGCAGGGUCAUGCACCCAAGACAGGAAUCAACGCUGGCGGGGGCGUGUCGAAUCCCUCUGUUGCCAGUGACGCUCAUAGCUUGCUCAGGGAGUUUGAAGAUAUUCUUGUUGGGCGAGGUCCAUACGCUGAUCAAGAAACAAACUUCAAGGACAAGUCUAAGUACGGCGCUCUGAGAACUCGGGACUUUGACUUUUCGACUUGCGAGAAGCCAACGCCAUCGUAUCGGACCAUCCCAUCUGACUAUCCGCAGAGCCUUUUCAUCACGAACCCUGGAGAGUCGGAGCAAGACGCUUCAGUUUUGAACACUGAGGUCGUUUGCGUUGGCGUGGAAAGGAGUUCAAGGAAGCAUAUGACCAGUUCCCCUGAGGAUUACGAUGGCGUUCGGAUUCGGCGAAAUGCAUACGAAGAGAUGAUGUUCAAGAUCGAGGAUGAACGAUAUGAGGUCGAUAUGGCAAUCGAGCGCAAUUCACAGGCCAUGCGCCAGAUCGAGCCUUACGCCGAAGAAGUAUUGGAGAUGCGCCAGAACGAGGAAAAGGAUGGACAGCCUAUCGGCAGACUGCAGUAUCAGCUGAAGCGAUAUGCCAUGAAUACAAUCUUGAUCAACGCGAUUGGAAGGAUCUACGGCGAGCACGGAGACGAAGUGCUUCAGCAUCUUGUUCGCAAUCCGCUGGUUGUUUUGCCGACCGUUUACCAGCGUCUGCGACAAAAGGACAGUGACUGGCGCAAGGCCAAAAAUGAACUGCAAGAACGGUGGAAUAGACUUUACGAGGAGAACUACGAAGGCAGCAUGGACUACCUCUGCUACUUCUACCGCAAGGAGUUGGAAAGAAGUUUCGCCUCGCAUCAGCUCAUUGACGAAUGCAAGCGUGCCAAGCACUACAGCAAGCACCCCAACAAGGUGAAGAACCAUCCCGCUACGAGCAAAUUUGUACCCUCGUUCUCCCGAAAGUGUUCCGAACCUGAGGUUAUGCUAUUCCAGCCUCAUAUCAGCGUCAAACUCGGUAAGGCCGCUUUCCCUUCUCAUCACGAUGCCUUCAAGAUGAUCACAACGAAGAUCAAAACUAGCUCCUUGUACACGAAAGCCGAGCGAGAAGCUGUCGGUAGAGUAUGGGCAGAGUUUAUUUUGCCGUGGUUUGGACUGCCUGCGCAUUGGAUUCUCAACGAACUCCGAGAGAGUUUCCGUGGGAAAUUGAGCCCUGGUGUAGUGAAAUAUGCUACUGGCCAAAGAGUAAGGACAGCGUUUGGGGAAGGAAACAUCAUGUCCUACAUGGAAGGCAAUCCAUCCAUGGGGUGCCGGUAUCGAGUGAGGCUUCCAUUUGGCGUUGGCUCUGUUCGCCCAUCAGCGAUUCUGCAUUCUGUCGCACAGCCCAACGGUGGCAUAAUGGCGCGACGAGAUGGGGUGAUGGCUAGGGAUGAAUCUUCUGCUGCAACAGGGGACGAACUCUAUGCCGAGAAGCUGGACAAGAAGUUCCAACUGAUGUUUGCCACGGAGAGUGUUUAUGUUUUCAUGCGCAUGUACUGUCUCCUUGUGUCGCUCUUGACCGACACACGAGAAAAUCUGAAGGUCUUUCCACCUGGGGAUCCACCUGAAGCUGGCUACGUUGUUCCCACACCAUUGGGUAUGGGACGAUCUUCUACACCAAAACCACCCGCGGAUUUCUCUGGCGUUGUUUCCAUGCUUGAGAAAGUUGUGUGCCGCAAGGUUGAGGCGAAGGACUUUGAAUCCUACUGUCGCCGCGUGUCAAAGGAAAAGGUCCAACAGAUGGCCGUUUUGCCCAAGCUCAUUGACAAGUGUGCCGAUGCCCUACUGAACGUCGCCAAAGAAGACGCGCUUCUUCGUAUCUUUGACUACUGUUUGCCCCGCCAGAUGGACCCGGUUCGAUUGCGCUCGCUUUGCCUGGGCGUGACAGCGGAAGCGAAUUACCGCAUUCAAUACGAUUCUUCUAAGGCUAGGAUUUUCUUUUCCUUCUUGCCCGAUGGUGAGGCAAUGUUGAUGGUUCCUCAGGAUGAAGACCUUGUUCACGAAGAAGAGGAACGCGUUGAUGUGGACGUUACAAUGCAGGUGGCAGAUACCGAUCACCGCGCAGCAGACGCAGGAAAACGCUCAGAGAGUGGUUCGGCUGCAGACCUUAACAGUGGGUCCAGUCCUCCCACAAAACGUGUCAAGCUGAAGUAGUAGUGGGCACCUUCCCUCUUAUUUCGUAAGAGAUCUUGGAAAAAAAUUGAUUACUGCUGUAGUUGUGAUUCCUGAACAAUUAAUUAAUCCUGGAUAUCGAUGGCUACACACGUACAUGUACAUGUUCG
Messenger RNA from Seminavis robusta, 4479 nucleotides. Lineage: Eukaryota; Bacillariophyta; Bacillariophyceae; Naviculales; Naviculaceae. The record is from the annotation of a GenBank genome assembly.